This is a messenger RNA of Xylona heveae TC161, 2772 nucleotides long. RefSeq lists its product as hypothetical. Lineage: Eukaryota; Fungi; Ascomycota; Xylonomycetes; Xylonales; Xylonaceae. The transcript is spliced from 2 exons. The record is from RefSeq and is a predicted model, not a curated record. Bases 1 to 2772 code for a protein of 923 amino acids.
AUGUCAAGUCCUGAUGGCGUCUUGAGCGCUGCAACGCGCCCCGAUCCUUUCUCUGUACCGGCAAAGCGCAAACGGACAGAAGGCGAAACCAAAGAGGAAAGUAAUGGAGUAGUUGAGAAGGCUCACGAAUCUACUACCGACUCGGCGUCGGAGAGCUUGAACACAUUCCUCGAAGACAUUCUGGAGAUUCUAAAGCAGCAAGAUACUACCCCAUCUCUUCUAAAUCAACCUUUGCCAGUAGGAGAAACCGAUGCCGCCGAAGAUCUGCCAGCAUCGAAGCGCCAGAAACUAUCGGGCACCAACGAUACCAGUACGAUAACUUCAAAAGUCCUUGCCAAAAGAUACGGUUCUGUCAGCGAAUUCGCUCGUGACAUCGACGUCGCAUCGUCUGCCAUCCUUGAGGCGCAGGAUCGUCCCAGUAACGGCGCCCAUCAGCAACAGCAAGCUACGUCCCCAAAGAGGCUGCUCAGUGCAGGCAUUCUCGCCCUCAAAAAGAAUUUCAACGCGCUGUUACUGAGGGAGAAAAUGUUAAAAUCGCCGCAUUUUGACAUAGAAUUGACAGUCCCGGGCGAGAGCUCUGGCGAGGUUACGAUCAAGGAGGAAUCCACUGGACCUCGAGAGACUCGAGAGGUUCUUACUUUGCUGGGCAACGCGCCGCAGCCAAGGCAACUCUUCUCGAGUCUCCAGACCCCCGUCUCCUCGACACGUUCGUCCCAAGGCGAAAAGGCCGAUACUUAUCCACCGCUUCGCGAGGGAGUACUUCCCAAUGGCAUUGUAACCACAAAGAUCAUUCCGCUCCAAUCCAGCGAGAUCAAUGAUGACAGGAUGCAUGUGCCGACGUUGGGUGAACUUUUCACACCACCACCCACAUUAGCGCCUCUCAAUCCCCCCCGGCGUGCAAGGAGUAUUGCUCCAGCUGGCAAUUCAAUCAGCUGGUAUAAUCCCGAGGAUGAAGAAAUCAAUGCAUCGCGUGCUCGCACGACGGGCCUCUACCCCUUUCACGACCUCGCUACCGGUCAUUCUCUGAAGUACAAUUCCUCAACUCCAGCCACGAAGCCUCUGCAGCCGGAAGGGCUUGCCAGCUCAGCAGACGCUACAGCUGAUGAGAAGAGCAAAGAGGAUGCCCUUUUUCGAAGCGUGUAUUCUGGUUUUGCACCCACCCGAGACGACUCCGCCGCUAUAGUUCCUGAGGCAACCAAAAAUAGAAUGUGGUGGCGCAAAAAAGGCGAGGACAUUUUUGGAUACGCAUUCAACGUUUUUGGGGACUCCGCCUCUGAGACGGACAGAGCUGAUUCUAGCGGAAAAGCUCAGCUUGUGUCGGAGGGAGAUAAGGCCCUGCAAGAAGCCGUCGAGUCAUUUGUUCCGGCUGAUCCACCAGGAGAUUUCAGCACAACUUCAAAAGAGGCUGACGAUUUAGCAAAGCAAACGGAUGAAAUAUUGAGUGAAAUCUCAGACCUUCUCGAAACCUUGAAUUCCUAUCAACGCAACCGGAAUCUAUCACUGGCGUCGGAUUCACGUUACGACCGUGGCAGCCAGCUCUCUGCCAUGGUUGGUAGCCCUUCGAGUCCCACUUCCGCUGAGGUGGAUGUGUACAACCUUCUUAAGUCUCAAUUAUCUGUACUAAUCGCAUCGCUUCCUCCGUAUGCGGUUGCGAAAUUGAGCGGUGAUCAAUUAGAAGCUCUUAACAUUAGCACGCGUAUUCCAGUGGAGAGUCCGUCUUAUCGCGGAGUCAUGGAAGAAGAGGAGGCUGUUGCAAGGGCCAGGGCUGCAGCAUUGAACGCCGCUGCAAGUACCCCACCUCCUGCAAGGGCUAUGAAUCCGGCCUUGGCCGCGCAACCGGCCCUUGGACCUUAUCAAACACCUCACACGAUCGCCAAUCCAUACAAACAGCGACAAAGCUACUUGGCGCAGGUGUCGACGCCCCGGCCUGGUCCGCCGACAACGCAUGUCCCGGGGCAGUACUUUGGGCCGACGCCAGCUCCGGGUCGGCCCACAUCAGCCAACGCUCAUCGGGGAAGCAUCAGUGCGCAACCUUCCUAUCAAACUCCUCGGCCGCCAUCAUCUCAGGCGCAACGUGCUCCUUACCCUCCGCAAGCCUAUACGCCUUCUAUGACCCGCAACGCUCAGACGCCCUACGCCCAGACAAAUCCGCAUCAAUAUUCACAGCAACAGAAUCAACAAGCAUAUCAAUAUAACCAACAAUUUCAGGCAACGGCUGCGCCAAUGGGCCCUGGACCUAACCGAUCCUAUCAAACCCCUGCGCAACCUCAGUACCCGCAGAGAGCAGCCCCGACAACUGGAUAUGGCUCAUCGCAGAGCCCCUAUCCUCAGGCUAAGAGUGCCUCGCCAUCCAAAACAUAUCCGCCUACGACCCCUGCACAGCCGCGCCAAUAUUAUCAACCACCUCAAGGCCAGAAUCCUCCACAGCUUGGUGCCAGUGGUUUUGCAACUUAUAUGACUGCUGAGCAGCAGGCACUGAUUUUGGAGCGUCAACGGGCUCAGCUUGCGCAACAGAAUCAGACUCUGCAGCAAAAUCGCCUGGCUUCUCAGGCCAACAUGACACGACAGACUUCGACCACGCCCCAACCGCAGACGACGCAACAAACGCCGGCUCAGCCACCCCAACAACAACAACAACAACAACAACCGGUUACGCAGUCUGCGCAGCAACCCCAAGCAAAUGCUGUGAACGGUCAACCUUCUUCACAGCCCCCAGAAGCACCUUCGACCACUGGAACUCAACCAAACGGAACGCCAGUAGGCACGAAUUAG